Lactuca sativa (garden lettuce) is the source of this 621-nucleotide messenger RNA. NCBI's taxonomy places the organism in Eukaryota, Viridiplantae, Streptophyta, Magnoliopsida, Asterales, Asteraceae. The record is from RefSeq and is a predicted model, not a curated record.
AUGGAAUCCCUCUCUUCCUUAGAAAAAUGGGACCCGAAUAUUUUCAUUGAAAAACCAACUCAUGAUCGGGUCCCCGUUUGCGUUAAUAUUUUUGGUAUUCCCCUACAACUCUUCAAUAAAGAUGGCUUAAGUCUCAUAGCUAGUAAACUUGGAAAGCCUUUAGAGGUUGAUUCGUACUCCUCCACCAUGUGUGAGCAGGCUACGGGUAGAGUGGUUUAUGCUCGUAUUCUCAUUGAGAUGUCGGCUAAUGAAGCUUGGGCAAAUGAUAUAAAAAUCAAACCAAUCACGGCCAAAGUUGCUACUUCUACCACCCUUAAAGUGGAGUACUCUUGGCUCCCAAAGAGAUGCGACCAUUGCAAAAUCUUUGGUCACGACCUUGCCACUUGUCCCACUCAAAUGACUAGCCCUGCCGUCCAAAUGACGGUCGCGCCCAUCCCGAAAGAAGUUGACAAAGAAGGUUUCCAAAAGGUUAAAAGGAGAACUAGAGCUAUCCCUAUCCCUAAAAAGAAGGUUCAAGUUGACAAUCGGAAAAGCAAUGGGCCCUCCUUAAAGAUCGCUCAAGUCCACAAGCCAAUCACUCGUGAUCCAAAAAAAAAAGAUUGUGUCGUCCAACAUGUUUAA